This is a messenger RNA of Dicentrarchus labrax (European seabass), 6856 nucleotides long. RefSeq names its product growth hormone receptor a (gene ghra). The record is from RefSeq and is a predicted model, not a curated record. Gene Ontology annotation, cellular component: external side of plasma membrane. Bases 347 to 2254 code for a protein of 635 amino acids. Gene Ontology annotation, biological process: cytokine-mediated signaling pathway. The transcript has 10 exons. Lineage: Eukaryota; Metazoa; Chordata; Actinopteri; Moronidae. Gene Ontology annotation, molecular function: cytokine receptor activity; protein binding.
AAAACACACACACACACACACACACACACACACACACACACACACACUGGCUCUGUCUCAGCUACGUAGUGUGUGUAGCUCUGAAAGUGAGCUGGAUGAUGAACUGAGCAGCAGAUAAGACAAACAUAUUUAACAGGAAAGCGUCACGGACCCGAUUUCAAUGAUUGGGUGAUGUGAAAAAAUCCCGAUCGGAGGGAUCUUUCUGGGCCGAGUGGGCUUGAAGUGGAGGAGCAGGACUUUUUCGUGCCUGUCGGUGCUCACGCUGGCCAUCAGAUGACCAAGUUGUGAAAAGUCGAUCUGCGCUGUCCUUGCAGUUUUUUCGCCUCGGGACUUCAUAUUUAACAUCAUGGCUGUCUCGUCCUCCUGCUCCAAUCUCCUGCUCCUUCUCCUAAUUUCCUCCCUGGAUUGGCUGUCCACACCAGGAUCUGCAUUUAUGAUGGGCUGGGACCACAUGACAUCAUCAGCUCCCCUUGAACCUCAUUUCACUGAAUGCAUAUCGAGGGACCAGGAGACAUUCCGAUGUUGGUGGAGUCCAGGCAGCUUCAACAACCUGUCCUCCCCUGGAGCACUCAGAGUCUUCUACAUUAAGAAAGACUCACCCAGCAGUGAAUGGAAAGAGUGUCCAGAGUAUAUCCAUUCAAACAGGGAGUGCUUCUUUGACGUAAACCACACAUCUGUUUGGAUCCCCUACUGCAUGCAGCUCCGCAGCCUAAACAACAUCACUUACUUCAAUGAGGAUGACUGUUUCACUGUGGAGAAUAUCGUGCGUCCUGACCCACCAGUGUCUUUAAACUGGACCCUGCUGAAUAUAAGUCCCUCUGGACUAAGUUUUGAUGUUAUGGUCAACUGGGAGCCCCCACCCUCUGCAGACGUCAGUGCAGGCUGGAUGCGCAUUGAGUAUGAGAUCCAGUACAGAGAGAGAAAUACCACAAACUGGGAAGCAUUGGAGAUUCAGCCGCACACCCAGCAGACUAUCUAUGGUCUGCACAUAGGAAAAGAGUAUGAAGUGCACAUCCGCUGCAGGAUGCAGGCCUUCACAAAGUUUGGAGAGUUCAGCGACUCCAUCUUCAUUCAAGUGACUGAGGUUCCCGGCAAAGAGUCUACUUUCCCACUCAUGCUUGUUCUUGUUUUUGGGGUUGUGGGGAUCCUCAUACUCAUCAUGCUAGUUGUCGUCUCUCAGCAGCACAGAUUAAUGAUGAUUCUGUUGCCACCGGUUCCUGUGCCCAAAAUUAAAGGCAUCGAUCCGGAGCUGUUAAAGAAAGGAAAGUUGAACGAGCUGAAUUUUAUCCUGAGCGGUGGUGGUAUGGGUGGCCUACCAACAUAUGCACCAGAUUUCUACCAAGACGAGCCCUGGGUGGAAUUCAUCGAGGUGGAUGCUGAGGAUGCAGAUGCCGGAGAGAAGGAGGACAACCAGGGCUCAGACACCCAGAAGCUCCUGGGUCUGCUACAACCCGUCAGCCACCACAUGAACAUAGGAUGUGCCAAUGUCAUCAGCUUCCCUGAUGAUGAUUCAGGCCGUGCCAGCUGUUAUGACCCAGAUCUGCCUGAGCAAGACACCCUAAUGAUGAUGGCCACUCUGCUGCCAGGCCAACCCGAAGACAGAGAUGCCUCUUUCGAUGUUGUAGAAAGAGUCCCGGCGCCGGUCAGUGGGGAGCGGCCCCUCGUCCAAACCCAAACUGGAGGGGCCCAGACCUGGGUUAACACAGACUUCUAUGCUCAGGUCAGCAAUGUGAUGCCCUCUGGAGGAGUGGUGCUGUCGCCUGGCCAGCAACUCAGAAUUCAGGAGAGCACCUCAGCCACAGACGGGGAAACACAAAAGAAGGGGAACGAACGCAAGGACACGGAGGAAAAGACACAGAAGGAGCUGCAGUUUCAGCUGCUGGUCGUGGAUCCUGAAGGAAGCGGCUACACCACGGAGAUCAACGCCCGGCAGAUCAGCACUCCCCCUAGCUCCCCUAUGCCUGGUGAGGGGUAUCAAACCAUACACUCUCCGCCAGUGGAGACCAAACCUGCAGCCACAGCAGAGGAUAAUCAAUCACCUUACAUUCUUCCUGACUCUCCCCAGUCCCAGUUCUUUGCCCCUGUUGCAGACUACACAGUAGUACAGGAGGUGGGCAGUCAACACAGUCUGCUCCUCAACCCGCCUCCCCGCCAGUCUCCACCUCCCUGCCUGCCACAGCAACCCCUUAAGGCCUUACCGGCUAUGCCCGUAGGGUACAUCACCCCAGACCUGCUGGGGAACCUCUCACCAUGAAAUCACAAUGCCAUUAGGCCUUUAGGUGUGAGGUUGAAUGACCGGGAAGUCCCCUGUGGUCACAAAUGCCUGUUUCUACCUGAUUCCUGCUGGAAACCAAAUAAUUUGCAUGGAUGAGAGAGUACAGGUGUUUGUUUUCAGAGGGCGUUAAAAGGGAGACGUGAAGCGCCACACGCUGUAUUCUUGACUCUUUUACGGCCGCUCCAUCAAAUGAUUUGAUGCAGAGGCGGCCAAAUGUAAACGUCACAAACCAAAUGCACAGUUUGCUCUAUUUGUUGCAAUUCAUGCAGAAGACACACACACAUUAAUAGGCUGAGACUGUGAUCGUAGUGAGUCAAGAAGCAUUAGCUCACUGCUAAACUGCCUUGGAUCGCAUUACACCUCUGGCUAACUUGUGUUUAGAGUAAUGGCAUUGAUGAAGUCUUAAUCUUACAGAGAGAUGUCAGCGUAUGCUUGCUUGGGAGAAGACACAUUCUAGUCAUGUAUUUCACACCACACUGAGAAGAAGUAAUUGCUGUUGUCGAUACCUCUUGCUGGCAGAGGUGUUUUGCCGCUCAAUUGUGGCUUAUUUUGUAUUCUUACAUUUCUUAUCGCAUCAUGUCAUCUUAUUAGUACUUCACUAGAGAUAUAUUUUUAUACAAAAAGGCAUUAGCUAAAGGAAAAAACCCAACCUAAGAUACAGUUGAAACACAGCUAUGCAGUUUUACCGUGCAUUCCUGGCUUCAUUUUGUUUAACAGUAUGCUUUACAUAUUUUCAUGAAUAAGUGGCCCAGUGUAGAUUAUAUGAUGUCAAGAUAUAUUUUCUCUACAGCCACAACAGAGUUUAAUAGAAGACAUACUUUCAACAAAGCAUACAUUAUAAAUGUACACACACAGAUGAUAAGUAGUUGGGACAAAAAUAUACAGACAAAUAACACAUACUAAUAGUAUUAUAUCUCCUUCCUUCCUUGGGGGAUAUUGAAAGGCAUUCUGGGAAAUGAAGGAAAUCAUUAACUGAAGUAGAAGUAAAAGUGACAAAUAAAAGGGAAAUUCCUCAUUUCAUCAUAAAGGAAUUCCUGGCAUGCAUUGAAUAUUACAUAUUCAUUUUAUUCUGACAUGCAUACUGACAUACAUACUGCAUCACUUUCACAGCUUAACAGAAGCUCUUGUAAUAAGAGGAAGGAUUUAUUCAGACUCAUUGACUGCUGGGAGCCGCUCAGUACAAACAGUGUAGUGUAGUACACUGAGAACCACAAAGUGCCUUGCUCAAGGGCACAUUAAUAUAGUUAUUUAGCACAUGAGAAAGGACACAGACACACACACACACACACACACACACACACACACACACACACACACACACAGCAGUUCAGAGAAACCAGAUAUUGCAGCGAACUAGCACUCACUCAUAACCUGUCACUCAAACUGAACCCUUAAUGAGUAAGCUUUCUACUUGAGAGUAUUCUUCUCAUGUUACAUUGUUAUUGCAGGGAAAGCAACUGGAACAAGUUGAAAGACUGUGAAAGUAUGUGAUAGCUGUAAUUAGCUAACAUUGUAUUCUUAUUAUCAGCCUGUGCCUAUAUGAUAGUGUCAUUGGCUCGUCAUUUCUGUGCUGAAGUAUGCUCUCGUAAACAGGAUUUGUGCAUUUAUGCCUUGCUAUGUACAGGCAAGUAGCGCUACGUAUCGCUGAAUUGGUGUAAAGCCUCUCUGUGCAGAGAUUCACUACAACAUGCAUGAACACAGUAACAUACAUGCUGGCACACAUUACAUGAAAAACAUUUGCCUUAAUUGACAUUUCAUUUUGAAUUCCUGACACAGUCAUAAAAUGAAUGAGCUGAAAAUUGUCUCUGAAUAAUUGUAGGGGUGAAAUUCUUUCCUGAGCCCUCUAAGCUGUAAUUCACACAUUUCCACCAUGCUCGUAAAAGUGACCACAAUGUCCAAACCGAAAAUGAUGAUCAAGUACGCAAUUAAGCUGAGCAAGUACUGAAAGUUCAGUUCCAAGUUCUGGUUUGAUAGAGUAACAAAUAAAUAGACUGUAGAUAAGCCUUAAGUGGCCAAUAUGUGUGUGUAAUGGAUUACUAAUUACUUUGCCCCAUACUUUUAUUAGAAUAAAACUAAAUUUAGGACUAAAUUUAGGACAUUAUCAGUCAGAAUCUGUUGCUUAAUCAAUUAUUUAGUCAGAUUAUCUAGUAGUGUAAUCUUGUCCUUGAUUCAUUGACAGUAUAAUCUUGUAAUAAUCAGUCAUGGCUGUGUGGGUGAGAGGAUAGCAGAGGAGACCUUUUGUAAAGGUUUUAAGCUCUUCAUAUGUUUUCAUCCAAUUAAUUCUGUUAUAAAGGCUUUGACAAUAUGCAUGUGACACACACAGCAGCAUAGCAUACUGCAUAAAAGAAGCUUAGGUCAAUAGAGGUUGUGCAAGGUUUUGUGAUACAACACAAUGAAUUUUCAUUUCAACAAGUCAACGAAUGAGUCAGAAGCAUUGUUAUUGCAUCAAGGCAGCCUCAGAUAGUCACAUCACACAAUAAACAAAACAUAAUUCACAAACACACCUUGCCUUUAAUAGUUUUUUUUGUAUCAGACAAUCUCAUAAUGAAGAGAGACAAAGCAAGAGCCAUACAAUGACAAUGUUUAGAAAUGUGAAUAUGAUAGAUGUGUGCCAUUUCUCUCUUUCUGUCUCUCUUUUUUGAAAAAAAAAAAGCUCAGUGUUUUGUUGUUGCCUAGUGCUGAUGAUACCAGCAAGUCAAUGCUGUUGCAGAAAUGUCUUAAUAUAUUUACUAGUGCUGUAAGAUUUCAUAUUAUAUAUUUUUUAUGUCAUUAAUGUUACUAGUAUGUAUUGCUGCUCGGUACAUGUCUUUUUCUUACAUUCAGCCUUACUAGGGUGGGAAGGGGUCAUUCAAGAGAGUGCAACAAUCACUAUUGUGUACGUGUAAAUGUUUGUGAUAAAACCUGCAAAUUGGAUGAUACUGAAAAUGUUCUGUUGCCUGGAAGAAAUGGGAGGGUAUGAUUUGGUUCAGCUAUCCGUUAUCAGUAGCGACAAUAGGACAGUUUUGCCCCAAAGUCAAGCUGCAAUACAGCGACCUUGUGAUGCUCAUCCAACAUUCACAGUGUUUACGACCAUCCAACGAUCCCCAGAAGGCUCUGUGUGAUUAUGGACAAAGCACUGUUAAGGUUCCAUUUCAUUGGUACCGCGGUGAUUGUGUAUGUGUGCAAACUGGUAUAGGCAAUGCAAUUAUGAUUUACCAUUGAGGAAAAGUUGUAGAGGGAAAAAAAAAGGUUAAAUCAGUGAAAGUGUUUUUUUUUUUCAGAGGUUACAGCAAAGGAAGAUAAAUUGGUAGGUGCUUUUUUGUUCAAGCUUACUGCACAGGUGUUUACUACAUUGUGUCUGCAUUUUUUUUUUUUUUUUUUUGCCAGUUCACAAUGAGCUCAUUCUUAAUGUGUAAAAGUUUGCAACUGUUAUUUCAAGCUUAUAAAUAUUUCAGACACUUUAGAGCAAGCACUUUGUACACACAUAUAUAUCUGAUGUUUAAGAUAGUGUUCAGAUUUUGUAUUUUGGACUAGAUCAAGUCUAUGAAUUACCUGUUAUUAUAAAACAGCAUUAUGUUUUUUAUUCAGCAAAAUAAUCAGACAAUGAGGAUCCUUCAAUAUCAAUAAGCUUAAGUUUGGUUCUACAGAGUUUAUGUUUAUAGGACAUAUUUUACACUACCAGAUUGAUAGAAUUAUGUACUGUAAUGGAGUAUUUAAUGUUUGCUAUAAGAUUUAUGGAUAAAUAGAGCAGAUAGAUAUAGUAUUUUAUGAAGUCAUAUCAAAAUAUAGGCAGAGUGAAAUAGUUAUACUGUAACUCUACACUCUUAAAUUUCUCCCACUAUGUGAUUACUGCAUUUCAUUAUUGAAAAGUGCAUUUGAAGGGGCUACAGUGUUUUAUAAUAAUGUAUUUUGGCCUCCAGCUUCUUGGUUUUGCGUAGGUUCAAGGGUGGCUUUUGUCGCUCUGUUAAGCCUGGAAGUAAUCUUGAGUGCUGAAAUUUGUGCUGGUUGUAUGCGACUCUUUAUCAAACAAAGAGAGUUCAGCCAGACAUUUUUCAGCUUGUUGGGGAAAUUGUUUAAUUAUUGACUUGAGUACAGCAUAUACCUGGUUUUUUAUCACUAAGUUCAGUGGCUCCGCUCUGUAAUUUCUAUUCACAUGUUAUUUAUUUGUCUGUUUAGAGCUCUCAGAUCACCCCACCACCUUAGCUGACAACAGUGGAUGGGGCAGCAUGAGUAGUGUGUGCACUGUUAUUGUCUGACGUGUCAUUCAGACUUAUAAAACAAAAAAUGUACAAUUUAGAAUUGGAAACAGCUGCAUUGCGGUUGCUUGUGUGGAAAACCCUAGCACCAUAAUUGAUCCGUUUUCAUUGGCUUCAUUAACGGAUGAGCGACUUUGCUCCAUUAUUGUGCCUCAAUCAUAUUUUCACACCAUCUUGACCUUGGAGCCACUGUUCUUGUCUGUUGGCUGCUGUUUUACUCAAGGCCAAGAACUGUGUUGAUCUUUGAUGAUUUGAUAUUGUUCAGUUGAGCCUUUCUGGUGUUGUAUGUGUGAUCAAUAAGCUUUUCAACAAGUUACACAAUAAAUGUAUGUAUGUGGCAUCUCAA